UGCUCUGGUACCCACCAGGCUGAACAGAGGAAAAAAGGGGUAUAUAUCCCAGAGAGAGAAAGAUCCCCAUCCCUACCUACCAUGUCAUAAUACCCCUCCACCCCAUACAUUCAUUCGUAAAUUAAUACUUUUGUUCCGCGAGAAAAAAACGCAAGAAAGACAGGUAAAAGGAAGCAAGAAAACUCCGAAGAGCUCACAUCUUGCCAACCCCACUAGCAGCAGCACCACCAUCGUCCUUGUCACCAGCCACGCUAUCGCAAUCAGCUUCAUCGCCAGCCACCUUGACGCGACCGGCCACAGCACGAGCGCGAGGAGCCCCAGCAUCGCUGCGCCCGUGAUACCGCCCACGGCUCCCCCAACUACGCCUGCCGUUUUGCGUUUUUCGGCCGCGCAGACGUCGGUGGGCUCUGGUGGGGGGAUCGAUGGGGUGGAGGAGAGUGCGGCUUCUGGAGUGGUGGUUGGUGAUGGCGGUGUGCUGGAGGAAGGGGCUGGCGACGAUGACGACGAUGACGACGACGACGAUGAGAUGGAUGAUGAGAUGGAUGAUGAGAUGGAUGAUGAGAUGGAUGAUGAGAUGGAUGAUGGCGAUGGAGAUGGAAGAGAGGAAUUUGUGUUCGAGUCCAAGCGUGAGAGUUGAAGCGUUCCCAGGGUUGGUGUGGUGAUUC
This is a messenger RNA of Periconia digitata, 665 nucleotides long. The record is from the annotation of a GenBank genome assembly. Lineage: Eukaryota; Fungi; Ascomycota; Dothideomycetes; Pleosporales; Periconiaceae.